Molecule: messenger RNA, 2033 nt
Organism: Drosophila willistoni
Lineage: Eukaryota; Metazoa; Arthropoda; Insecta; Diptera; Drosophilidae
Product: gamma-aminobutyric acid receptor subunit alpha-6
Exons: 6
Coding region: 103-1938 (611 amino acids)
Biological process (GO): nervous system process; signal transduction; regulation of membrane potential
Cellular component (GO): membrane; neuron projection; synapse
Molecular function (GO): GABA-A receptor activity; neurotransmitter receptor activity; extracellular ligand-gated monoatomic ion channel activity
Source: RefSeq, a predicted model, not a curated record
AUUUUUAGCUAGUAAUUCAAAUUUCCAAUUUGAUUAGCCAUUGAAAUUCAAAACAAUAUUUAGUCGUGAGUGUGGGGACAAAAAGUCUCGAAAAUCCCGAAAAUGUUGACUCUGAAACGGCCUGUAUGGCUCUUUGCUUGUUUCAUUGUGUAUAUUAGUGUGAUUGGAUGGCAUGGAAGUCAAAGCACACCCACGCCUCCUUUUAUGGAUCAAAUAACCCCAACGACUGCUUCAUCGCCAGUAUUGAAAAUGCCAAAGAUUACCAGCGAAUUCCGAGCCGGACGAAUAUACGAGUCAUUUCGAGCUCUGCCAUCGGUUAAGCCAACUCCGCAGAUGCUGACCAUGCUAAGUAGGAGUCGGAGUGUACGUUUUGCCAAUGGCUCAGAACCGUUCGCAUACCGUUCGAUGUCUGCGGAUAUGCUUAGCCGGAAUAUUUCGAUACUUCUGGAGAACCUAUUAAAGCAUUAUGAACAGUCACAACUGCCAACUCAUGGACAGGGAUUGCCAACUGUGGUGCGGACUAAUAUACUUAUUCGUAGCAUGGGCCCUGUUUCAGAACUCGAUAUGGACUACUCAAUGGACUGCUAUUUCAGGCAAUAUUGGCGCGACAAGCGGCUGAGCUUCAAGGGGCCCAUUAAGAGUCUGUCCCUCAGUAUCAAGAUGCUAGACAAAAUCUGGCGACCGGACACAUAUUUUUAUAAUGGCAAACACUCACAUAUACACACGAUAACCGUGCCAAAUAAACUUCUCCGACUGGACCAGGAUGGUGGAAUAUUAUAUUCCAUGCGUUUAACCAUCAAAGCUACUUGCCCCAUGGAGCUGAAAAACUUUCCAAUGGAUAGACAAUCCUGUCCACUCGUCAUUGGAAGCUAUGGCUACACCAACCAGCAAUUGGUUUACGAAUGGAAGAACCAAGAUGAUGCCGUUUCCUUUGUGCCGGGCAUGACCCUUAACCAAUUUGAUCUGAUCAGCAUGAUGCAUCGCAAUUUCACAUCCACCAGACGUGAAGGUGACUUUUCCGUUUUGCAUGUUGCGUUCAAUCUUAAACGGCAUACAGGCUACUUUCUAAUUCAGGUCUACGUGCCCUGCAUUCUAAUUGUGGUACUGUCGUGGGUCUCGUUUUGGAUACAUCGUGAGGCCACCAGCGAUCGCGUAGGCCUUUGUGUGACAGCUGUCCUAACACUUUCGACCAUUAGUCUGGACUCCCGAACUGAUCUGCCAAAGGUGAAGUACGCCACAGCGCUUGAUUGGUUUCUCCUCAUGAGCUUCCUCUACUGCAUUGCCACAUUAUUGGAGUUUGCGGGAGUCCACUAUUUCACUAAGUUGGGGAGCGGCGAAAUUCCCCGCGUGGAUGACGAAUGGGAGGAUAUUGGCGCAGUCAGUCUUUCUGAGGCCCAUGCUAGUGACACGGGGGCAGAUGCCAGUCACGUGGGUGUCGAAAGUGAUGAUCACCAGGACGAUAUUAGUGAAGGGAUUAAUUCUGACAGCGAUGUUUGUGUGUGUGCUGAGCACGAUGUAGUUGGACUUGAAUGCGAGCUACCAUUACCAGCAUCACUGAAUGGGAAUGCCAGCACUUUUCGCAAACGCAAUGCCCUCAUCUGCCCCAUCUACAAUGAUCCCUAUAUUUUUCCCAAAUCUACAUCUCACGCCUCGACCAUGGAGCGAACCACCCAAACCGAGCCACCAGUAGUGUCACGUAAGCACCAAGUUUGGCUCUGCCUCAAGGGCGACAACAAGUUUCGAAAGCAACGCGAACGAGACGCUGCCGCCGAGAAGAGUGGCCAAGGACGUGGGGCCACCUAUGUGAAUAGGGUCUCCCUAAUCGACCGAGUCUCACGCAUCGCUUUUCCCAUGUCAUUCGCCCUGUUUAAUCUAUUGUAUUGGCUGGCCUACGGGAUGUAUAAAAAGGAAUUCUCUUGGUCAUCUAUUAAAGCGUAGAGUUUUACCCACUGUACUGCGAAACAUACUAUUGAUUAUUAUUAUUUAUCCAGUUCCAGUUGCACACAUUAAAAAUACAUACAAAUUUCUACAAU